Saccharomyces paradoxus is the source of this 2586-nucleotide messenger RNA. It is a transcript of the gene RFC1, whose product is annotated as replication factor C subunit 1. Gene Ontology annotation, biological process: DNA replication; DNA repair. The coding region runs from base 1 to 2586 and encodes 861 amino acids. Gene Ontology annotation, cellular component: DNA replication factor C complex; nucleus. The transcript has a single exon. Gene Ontology annotation, molecular function: ATP binding; DNA clamp loader activity; DNA binding. The record is from RefSeq and is a predicted model, not a curated record. Lineage: Eukaryota; Fungi; Ascomycota; Saccharomycetes; Saccharomycetales; Saccharomycetaceae.
AUGGUCAAUAUUUCUGAUUUCUUUGGUAAAAAUAAGAAAUCUGUAAGAUCGUCAACAUCCAGACCUAUAGGACAAGCAGGUGCGUCUAAACCGGAAGUUAUCGAUUUAGAUAAUGAAUCUGACCAAGAAUCAAAUGAUAAAACGCCAAAGAAGGCGCCUUCGAGUAAGGUAAUUGAUAUAUCAGAGACACCUGAAGCAGAAAAAAAGUUUCCUCUUCCCGCAAAGAGGAAGGCCUCUUCAUCAGUUGUGAAGCCACCGAGUUCAAAAAAACAAAAACCUCCCUCUAAAGUUUCAGACUCUCCUUCAAACAUUACGGCUCAAGAUAUACUAGACAAAAUCCCAUCCUUGGAUCUAUCAAGUGUUCACGUGAAAGAGAAUGUUAAGUUUGAUUUCAAAAGCGCAAAUUCAAAUGCAGAUCCAAACGAAAUUGCUUCUGAAAUAGGUAAUUUUCCUGAAGGAAAGCCUAAUUGUUUGUUAGGCCUAACGAUUGUCUUUACAGGCAUCCUGCCAACCUUAGAGCGUGGCGCUUCUGAAGCUUUAGCGAAAAGAUACGGUGCGAGGGUUACUAAAUCAAUUUCAAGCAAAACUUCUGUGGUAGUCCUAGGUGAUGAAGCAGGACCAAAAAAACUAGAAAAAAUCAAGCAAUUAAAAAUCAAAGCCAUAGACGAAGAAGGUUUUAAGCAGUUGAUUGCUGGAAUGCCUGCUGAAGGUGGUGACGGGGAAGCUGCUGAAAAAGCACGUCGAAAACUAGAAGAACAGCAUCAUAUUGCUACUAAAGAAGCAGAAUUACUGGUCAAGAAAGAAAAAGAAAGGGCGAAGAAGCUCGCUACGUCUAAAAUUUCUGGCGGUCAUCCUCAGAAAGACAAUGAGGUUAGGGAAGAAGAUAAAUUGUGGACUGUGAAGUACGCACCAACAAAUCUGCAACAGGUCUGUGGUAACAAAGGAAGCGUAUCCAAAUUGAAAAACUGGUUAGCUAAUUGGGAAAAUUCAAAGAAAAAUGGAUUUAAACACGCCGGUAAAGAUGGUUCUGGAGUUUUUAGGGCGGCGAUGUUAUAUGGUCCUCCUGGUAUCGGGAAAACAACCGCUGCUCAUUUAGUUGCACAAGAGCUUGGGUAUGACAUUCUUGAGCAAAACGCCUCUGAUGUUCGCUCUAAAACUUUACUUAAUGCUGGUGUCAAAAACGCUCUUGAUAAUAUGUCUGUGGUAGGUUAUUUCAAACACAACGAGGAGGCGCAAAAUUUGAACGGAAAGCACUUCGUCAUCAUUAUGGAUGAGGUUGAUGGUAUGAGCGGAGGCGAUAGGGGAGGGGUUGGCCAGCUGGCUCAAUUUUGUCGUAAGACGUCAACUCCGCUGAUUCUAAUUUGCAAUGAACGUAAUUUACCGAAAAUGAGGCCCUUUGAUAGAGUGUGUCUUGAUAUCCAAUUUAGAAGACCUGAUGCUAAUAGUAUUAAAUCAAGAUUAAUGACAAUUGCUAUUAGAGAGAAGUUCAAACUUGAUCCAAAUGUCAUUGACAGACUGAUACAGACUACAAGAGGUGAUAUCCGCCAGGUUAUUAAUCUACUUUCAACGAUAUCUACAACCACAAAAAACAUUAAUCACGAAAAUAUCAACGAGAUCUCAAAGGCAUGGGAGAAGAAUAUUGCCCUAAAGCCUUUUGACAUUGCCCAUAAAAUGUUAGAUGGACAGAUAUACUCAGACAUAGGUUCAAAGAACUUUACACUAAAUGAUAAGAUCGCAUUAUAUUUUGAUGACUUUGAUUUCACACCCUUAAUGAUUCAGGAAAACUACUUAUCUACAAGACCAAGCGUUUUGAAAGCUGGCCAAUCACAUUUAGAAGCUGUUGCUGAAGCGGCUGACUGCAUUUCAUUGGGUGAUAUUGUCGAAAGGAAGAUUCGUAGCAGUGAGCAAUUAUGGAGUCUUUUGCCUUUGCAUGCUGUUCUUUCAUCUGUUUAUCCAGCGUCAAAAGUUGCUGGACAUAUGGCAGGAAGAAUCAAUUUCACUACUUGGUUGGGCCAAAAUUCCAAAUCUGGUAAAUAUUAUAGGUUACUGCAAGAGGUACAUUAUCACACAAGACUAGGUACAUCCACCGAUAAAAUUGGGCUAAGGCUGGAUUAUCUGCCAACUUUUAGAAAAAGAUUAUUAGAUCCAUUUUUGAAGCAAGGUGCUGAUGCAAUUACAUCUGUCAUAGGGGUAAUGGAUGAUUACUAUUUGACCAAAGAAGAUUGGGAUUCUAUUAUGGAGUUUUUUGUGGGCCCCGAUGUGACCACUGCAGUUAUCAAAAAGAUACCAACUGCUGUUAAAAGUGGAUUCACCCGAAAAUACAACAGUAUGACACAUCCAGUCGCAAUUUACAGAACAGGUAGUACUAUAGGUGGUGGUGCUGUUGGCACCAGUACUAGUACCCCUGACUUCGAAGAUGUCGUCGACGCGGAUGACAACCCAGUCCCUGCAGAUGAUGAAGAAACGCAAGACAGUGGCACAGACCUAAAGAAGGAUAAACUUAUCAAGCAGAAAACUAAACCUACGAAGAGGAAGACCGCCAACAGUAAAACUGGCAGUAGCAAAAAAAGGAAAACGAAAGCAUGA